Messenger RNA from Rhodamnia argentea, 1453 nucleotides. RefSeq lists its product as uncharacterized. The record is from RefSeq and is a predicted model, not a curated record. Lineage: Eukaryota; Viridiplantae; Streptophyta; Magnoliopsida; Myrtales; Myrtaceae. The transcript has a single exon. The coding region runs from base 56 to 1198 and encodes 380 amino acids.
CGCGUCCACCAUUCUUCAAGUUAUCCAAAAAAAAAAUGUUUGAAACAGUUAAAGCAUGGACAGUUCAAAAAGCACUCGCCGCUUGUCAUGCCAAACCCAAGACCAGAAGGGAAUUCCAUGGGCGUUCCAUUUCUAUUCUCACCAUACAUCUCCCUUUGCAAUUGCUUCAUCUCUCUCUCUCUCUCUACGAGCUCUGGUUUUUGUAUCACGACUUCUUCUUCUUCCCCAGAAACCUCUCAGGACUACAAUGAGAGACAUUAUUUCUUGCUUCAGCGAGGACUCCAUCAGCUUCUCCACUCCCUCGUGCUCCCACCCUUCCAAGAACGCCUUCAUCUCUCCCUCCCCUCUUCCUUCCGUCCAGAAUGCAGUCACCUGUGUCUACAAAACCAUCCUCUCCAGGAGCAAAGAGCAACUCUUGAUCACCAUCUCCUGGUUCACCGCGCAAACGGGUCAUCAAGACGCGAUCGUGAGCUUCGACCACGAUCAGUCUUCUUCCUUCAGGCUCGGCGCCAGUUCGGGCUUGUUCAGGAAGAACAGAAGCCACUACAAGAAGAUGGAGCACCGGAAUUCUGAGGUUGAAGUCUUCUGGGACUUCUCGAAAGCCGUGUAUGAGACGGGACCCGAACCCGUGGAUGGGUUCUACGUGUUGGUCACCGUUGAUUCUGAAUUGGGUCUCGCUCUCGGCGACAUGGCACCGCGAGAAGCCAUCUCCAAGAAGCUCGGGGUUUGCGCGGGCGGGGAUACGGUGAAAUUCUCCAUGGUUUCGCGGCGGGAGCAUUUGUCGGGCGACUCGGUGUACAGCACCAAGGCGCGGUUCGGCAAGACGGGCGUCGUGCACGACGUUCUGAUCAAGCGUAGAGACGAAAGCGAGGGGCAGAAGUAUCCGGUCCUAUGCGUUUACGUGGACAACAAGAUCGUGCUGAGAGUGAAGAGGCUGCAGUGGAACUUCCGGGGGAGCCAGACGAUCUUCGUGGACGGCUCCGCGAUCGACCUGCUGUGGAACGUGCACGAUUGGUUCUUCGGCCCAGGGACCGGAUGGGCGACGUUCAUGUUCAGGAUGAGAAACGAAACAUCGGCGUCGGCCACGGGCGACAGCGAAAGGUUUCGGUUGGAAGACAAGUUGGAGGAGAUGCAAGAAGAGGAAGAAUGUCACAGAGGCGAUUUUUCUUUAUUGAUAUGUGCAAGCAAGAGCGCAUGACAGAGACCAGUUCAAAUGCAUAGCUUCUGGGGAUUCUCUCUUCCUUAAGAUCUCUUCAAGCCCGAACCAAAACAUCGAAUUGUAGCUUGUGAUCUUUCCUUCAUCCGUCUCACGUUACAAUGUUAAAAGGAGGUAGGAAAAAUACUUUUGAGUUAGCGUUUUUGUCUUUUUAGGCAAACAUGGAAGGUGGGGAUGAAAAUAUUCUUCCUUGUUAUAUUUGUCUUCUUUUGGACCAAAAUUCUGUUAAUUUGUUGA